Dunckerocampus dactyliophorus (ringed pipefish) is the source of this 2819-nucleotide messenger RNA. RefSeq names its product protein FAM181B. The transcript has a single exon. Bases 1216 to 2163 code for a protein of 315 amino acids. NCBI's taxonomy places the organism in Eukaryota, Metazoa, Chordata, Actinopteri, Syngnathiformes, Syngnathidae. The record is from RefSeq and is a predicted model, not a curated record.
GCACUUAGGACAAAACAUGUGUUAUGUUUUCCCCGUGUAGAACACUUGACAUCAUUUCUAUGUUUUUUCGUAAGGUUUUCAGGGUUGGUGCGUCGCAACACAAACAAUCUUUGUGUCGUUGCUCCACAGAUAACAAGAUCAUCACUUUCACUGUCCUCUUUUCUCCCCUUCAAUUAGCAUGACAAAGCAUUUUUAACAGCCUCCACCCCCUUCACUCCUUUUUUUUUUCCCUUUUAAAAAUUUGUAAUCCCUCCAACUUGAGAACACCUCGAGGAGGAGGAUCCUGCCGGAAUAAUUCAGCGAGGAUAAAAGGAGUAAAAGUAGCGACUGGCAGAGUUUAAAAUAGUUCAAGUGCAUCUUAAAGCGACUCGAAGCGCUGCUGGCAACAUGGCGGCCCCUUUCAGGCCGCUGGCAAAGCCACUUCCUGUAAAGACGCCCCGCCGAGGCUUCAUACGCGGGAUUUCUCAAAGUCAGCCCGGCUCUCUUCUGGCACGCUAUUCCUCUUUUCAUUGAACAGCUCCGGCAGCUUUUCCAGUUAAAUGGACUGUUCAUUAUUGGAGGGGCAUUUUACGGAGGGGCUGUGAGGUGCAAUUUAAUGAAUCUCUGACACAAAGCUUCCUUUCACUGCCCCCGCCAAAGAAUGGGGGCUAUUUAGACCCUGUAGGGCUUUAUGUCAAAGGCAGACCAUAAUAGUUGUCAGGCCGAGGCACAAAUUCCCACUGGCCUGGGAAGGCACCAGAAAUCAUUUCAUGUCAGCAGCAGAUUAAAACACAAGCCGACGCUCGGGAGGAUUUUGGGAGCGAAUGACGGCAUCUGUUCCGAGGCAAAGAUUUUCCCACGACGUCGUCACUGUAAAGAGCCGUCUCCAGUUCUGGAAAUAGAUGAGGCAAAAAAAUCCUUCUUUUUCCUUCACAUGCCCAAACUAGAGGGGAGGUUUUUGCGCCCCCCCAGCCAGCGAGCGUGGAAUCUCAGACAAUCCUUGAAGGAUGCAGGUGGCCCGGGAAACGCAAAGAGUUAAAUCUUUGACGCCCCUCCCAUUCUGUGUUCAUCAUCACGGGGUCCCGCCCCCUGAAAGAUCCGCGCACUCCCCUCAGAGCUCCUCACUCCAGCUGGGAAAUGUGCGGCAGCAUCAGGACCGAGCGUGCGUCGGGAAGGAACAUGCUCUGAGGACAUUUUUGGGAUCCAGGCGGACGCUGCAGGUGUGGGAAGACAGGAAUGGCCGUUCAGACCGCCAUCAUGAACCCCCAGUUCAUGAAUUUCUGCUUCCCGGGAUCCAUGAUGGAGUAUGACGUGGACAAGAGUCCGGACGGGGGUCUCCUGGGCGAGGUGGAGACCGAGGAGGACUACAGGGAGACCACUAGAGAGCUGCUGAGCUUCAUGGACUCGGCCUCCAGCAACAUCAAGCUGGCGUUGGACAAGCCGGUCAAGUCCAAGAGGAAAGUCAACCAUCGCAAGUAUCUGCAAAAGCAGAUCAAGAGGUGCACCGGGAUGAUCUCUCCAGGGAACGACGCCACGGGGAAGGGCCAAGGUGCCUCUUGCCCCCCAGCGGGCCAGCCCCUCGCCGCCGCCUUGCAGAGCAAAACGCUCCCCAAGCGUGACGGGGUCCAGGCCAGUUUGCAGAGCCGCAGCCUGGCCGCCCUCUUCAGCCCCGCUAAGGACAUCCGAGGGGAAAAGGCCAAGAAGCCGCCCCUGCGCCAUCGCAACCUGCCCCCCUCCUUCUUCACCGAGCCGGCCAACUGCUCUAGAAUGUCCCCCGUGUCGGGAAUGUCGCUGAGGGACCUCGAGCGCUCCAACCCGGAGGCCACAGACUUCUUCGAGCUGCUGGGACCCGACUACGGCAACAUGGCGGGCGAGCAGGAGCUCUACCCACCUGUGCGGGGGCAGACGGACAUGGGAAGCCAGGAUGUCACCGCCCACGACACCCACCACUUCCUCGGGGGUCUCGUGUACCCGGAGCUGUGGACUAGCUGCUCGCCGCCGCUCGCCAGGAAGCUUCCGGAGAGCCUGCGCGCCAGUCCCGCCGCCCAACCUGCACUCUACUGCCACCCGGAGGCCGCCCCCGUGGCCGUGGAGGAGAACGCGCUGUGCUCGUUGGCCUUCUCCAACUUCUUCACGGACUGCUCCAUACCUCACGUCAACUACGACAGCUAUUCAUCUCUAUGAGACAUCUUUUGGACAGCAGCUUCUCCCAACCUUGGGAAGGCCUGGGUUAAAGCUACAAUAUGUAAUAACUGGAUUAAAGCUACGAUAUGUAAUAAGACCUUCAAAAUAACACUCACUUGCAUUAAGGACAAUAGAGGCUCAGCUGCUGCCGUGGUGACAACCACACCUACUAGAGCAAUUGUUACACUGGUGGACCAGCCAGGACCAUCUCUCAUGUUGUGUUAGCAUUGGCGAUGUUUAUUUAAAAAAGCAAUAUUAUAACACGAACGUUAGCGAUUAGCAUGUACACUCACUAGCUUCUCUCUAGGGGAGGCCCUGCCACAAAACAAGUGUUCCUUACUGUUGCUUUAAAACGUCCGCACGUCCACACGUAGUCUUGAGAUAUUUCGGUGUUUGUGUACAUUUCUAACACUGUGAAAUGAUGUCAGAUGAGGAAUUUGAAGCCGCAGAGUAGACUAGUCAUCCGCUAGAUCACAUGAUCAGUCGACAAAGCUCUCAAAGCGGCGUUGUGUUGUUGCUUUGUCAUGUUUGCGUGAAGAUGCGACGCUCGCUCGGAACAUCUCCAAGCCCCACAAAAGGGUGUUGAGAUUCAGCGCUAAAACCCUUUUGGAAGGCGUGCGGAGAUGAAAUAAAGCUGGUCUUUAUUGCUCUUAAAA